AUGGACGAUAAAAUUAAAUCCACCGUACCAAAUACCAGCUCAUCUGAGAUUAAAGAUGAUUUGCAGGCCCAACAGGUUACACGAAUGGAAGGCCAUGUAAAUGUGACUGAAGAAAAAAAGCUUGUUAGCGCUGGGGUUAAACAAACGGCGGUUAAGGAGGCGGAUAUACGAGCCUUCAUUGAACCGGCCUGUUGCAUUUUUCCGAUUGGAAUGAUAACAAACAGAUGGAGAGCGAGCAAAAUUUAUGAAGUUAGAUUACAAUCAGAUAACAAUAGAGAACGUAUUUUAUACCUGAUUGACAAAAAAGACCUUGAUUUAUUUAAAGAAAUGGUUAAAUGGAGAAGAGAGAAUAACUCAAAAACAAUGGAAAAUGCAAUUGAUGAAUUUGGUGACAGAUACGAUAGCAAUAACAAUAGACCAACAUUUGACGAUGUUCUUACUUGGAUUCGAGAUUCCCUUUUAGGUGACAAAAACGAUAGCAAUAACAAUAGACCAAAAGUUGGCGAUGCUCUUGCUCGGAUUUUAUAUAAUGAUAAAUUUCCAGAUUUCAUCUUCAAAUUUGAGCCUAAAGGGUUUACAAAAUCUACAGAUGAUGCGAGUAUAGAAAUAAGUGAAGAAUUUAAGUCUUCAGAUCAGGCGCGUCGAAAAUUCGAGUUACUUCUCUUGUUAUCAGGUUUAUUUGUUGAGCGUGAGAUUACUAGAGAUGUUACAUACGUUAAAAUAUGGACUCCUUUUAAGAAACUCUGUGAAGCUGCGGAAGAAAUACGUAUUAAAAAGGAACUUGUUCAAAGAGCAAUACCAAAUGAGAACGAUGACAACAAUAAAACCAAGGAAAACCAUGAAGAUAGCAACAAUAAAACCAACAAAAAAUUAAUUGACAACAUUUACGAAUUUUUAUAUCAAAAAAUAACACCAUAUUUUGUUUAUAAAAUAAAUCUUGACAAAAGAUUAUCUUUCUUUCGUGCAGAUCAAUUUGAUAAAUAUAAAGACGUAUAUGAAUACAAGAAAUACAGCGAUAUUGUAUUACAUUUUUGGAACAGUUCAACCCGCAAUUUAUUGACAUAUUAUUUCAUAACCGAUGCAAAUAGAAUUAUGCCUGAAGGAAUACCAGAAGCCUUACGUCUAAGAUCCUGGGGAUUUGAUAGUUUAAUGGAAAAAAACGUAUAUGAUGCUUUUUAUCCUCUGCAUGAUGGGGAAAUAAUACAGGAUCAAGUAUUCAGAGAUCCAAAUAAUAAAAAGGAGAAUCUAAGAGCAAAACUUUUCAAUAAUUGGAUUAAAAGUUUAAAAAGACAACCCCUAAGUGAAAUCAGAGAAUAUUUUGGUGAAAAACUAGCAAUGUAUUUUGCAUGGCUUGGUUUAUAUACCUCAUGGUUAUUUGUAGCUUCUAUUUUUGGAAUCAUUACCAUUAUCUAUGGUAUUAUAGAUUUCGAAACGACCCCAGAUAAUGUUAGCAAUGGUGUUCCAAGAGUUACUAAACUUUGGGAUAAUGCAUUUACUGUUGUAUUCGCUUUCUUCAUGUCGAUUUGGGCAACUUGUUUUUUGGAAUCAUGGAAACGUUAUAAUGCUGCUCUCGCUCAUGAUUGGGGUGUCACCUGUUUUAAGAAAAAUGAACAAUCUCGUCCUGGUUUUCGUGGAACAGUCAGUAUACAGUCUAAAGUAACAAAUAAGAAAGAACUUGUAUUUCCGCCCCGUAAAAGAUUUCUAUAUUGUUUCGCUUCGAUAAUACUCAUUAUUGUAUCGAUACUUAUUGUUAUCGCGACAACUGAAACCCUUUUAUUGCUUUCGAAAAAGUUGUUUGGAAAAUUUGGCGCUUUGGGUAGCUUUAUCUCGAGUAUUAUCAAUUUAGGUGUAGUCCUUAUCUUAAGUCCGACUUACAAGAGACUAGCUAUAAAACUUACUGAGUUAGAGAACCCUAGAACCGCGACAAGAUUUGAAGAUUCUCACAUUUUGAAAGUUUACCUUUUCGAUUUCGUCAUCUUUUAUGGUGCACUAUUUUACAUUUUAAUAGUCAAACAAAAGUUUGCCGGUAAAAUUCUUCGCAUAUCUGAUUAUGAAGGAUGUGAAUAUAAUAGUUGCAUGGUAGAGCUUAAUAUACAACUCGCCGUUAUUCUUAUUGGCAAGCAAACUGUAGGUCAAAUAGAAGACCUUGCAUUACCACUGUUUAAAAAGAAAUUUGAUUCGUUUAUGAACCCUUGGAAAAAGAAGUUUAAUUCGUUUAUAAACUCUUGGAAAAAGAAAAAAUCUUCUCAAAAAGAACUCAAUGAAGAAACCAAAAAAGUACAGAAUGAAGAAAUAGAAGUUGUGGAAGUUUCAUCUUCCAAAGAUGAACCAAAUGAAUCAUAUCCCUGGAUUCUAGAUGACCAGUUGUUGCCAACUGAUAAAGAUGAUCUUAGAGAGGAUUAUGAGCAAAUGGCUAUUCAAUUUGGUUUUAUUGCGCUUUUUGCUGCUGCUUUUCCUUUAGCACCAUUAUGUGCUUGGUUUCAUAAUAUCAUUGAGAUUCACACGGAUGGUUAUAAGUAUCUUAAGCUUAAAAGGCGAACAAUCAGCUCACUUGCACAAUCUAUUGGAAUGUGGGAUAAUAUUAUUUACAUGAUUUCGAUCUUUGCUGUGCUCACUAAUGCUUCAAUUUUAGCAUUUCAUUCAAAUUAUAUGCAAAGUGUAUUUAAAAAGUAUGUUGGAAAUGAUGAUUCGUCUUUACUUAAUGUUCGUCUUGGCUUUAUUUUAAUAUUUGAGAACAUUGUUUUCCUCGUCAAGUUUUUACUUUCAUAUCUUAUACCCGUUGCGCCAACCGCUGUUAAAUUAGCUAGAAAACGCUGCGAAUAUUUGGAAAGAGUUGCUAUUGCAAAGACUGAUAUUGCAAAGAGAGCUCUCGCCGUCAAUGAAUAUAAAGAAGGUGAAGAGAAUGAAAUGUUAGAAAAAGCUAAAAACACAAAAUUUAUAUACCAGGUCGAAAAUGUAAAAUUAGUUCAAUAA
Messenger RNA from Ambispora leptoticha, 2973 nucleotides. The record is from the annotation of a GenBank genome assembly. Lineage: Eukaryota; Fungi; Glomeromycota; Glomeromycetes; Archaeosporales; Ambisporaceae.